This is a messenger RNA of Aspergillus saccharolyticus JOP 1030-1, 276 nucleotides long. RefSeq lists its product as uncharacterized. The transcript is spliced from 2 exons. NCBI's taxonomy places the organism in Eukaryota, Fungi, Ascomycota, Eurotiomycetes, Eurotiales, Aspergillaceae. The record is from RefSeq and is a predicted model, not a curated record. Bases 1 to 276 code for a protein of 91 amino acids.
AUGUACACCGAAACCCCCUCCUCCCGCUUCCUCGUUUUGGCCCCUAUCCACAACGGCCCCCUCACAGCCGCCGAGGCUCAACACCCUCGUGAGCGCUCCAGCAGCCAGUCCUCCACGACCAGCAACGACUCCUCGCGCCGCCCGGGUCUCGCCCGCCUCCCCAGUGGCUUUCUGGGGUUGCCAGCUCGCUUGACCUGCCCGUUGACCCUGCUUGAGCCUCUUCUACAUGGAACGAAUCGCGCUGGACACGAAUCGCCUGAUGUUCUCAUUCUGUAA